Molecule: messenger RNA, 3704 nt
Organism: Mirounga angustirostris (Northern elephant seal)
Lineage: Eukaryota; Metazoa; Chordata; Mammalia; Carnivora; Phocidae
Gene: LGALS12
Product: galectin 12
Exons: 8
Coding region: 2076-2972 (298 amino acids)
Biological process (GO): intrinsic apoptotic signaling pathway; negative regulation of CD4-positive, alpha-beta T cell proliferation; negative regulation of type II interferon production
Cellular component (GO): nucleus; cytosol
Molecular function (GO): lactose binding; galactoside binding
Source: RefSeq, a predicted model, not a curated record
GCCCUCUCUCUCUGCAACAGCUCGGUGCUUCACAUCCCAGUGCAGGUGGGGGCAGGGCGCUGGUUAGCUAGGUGCUUAGUUCAGGCUUCUUGCUCCUGGACUCGGAUUUCUGCCGACAGCCCCAAUCCAGCUGGUAGGACUGGAUCUGGGGUGUGGACCAGGGGUGGACCGCUGCCCAGACCUCCCUCUCGGGCCUGCUGCAAGGGGUACGGGGACCCUGCUGGGCGCAGGUGAGGCUAACAGCUGGGGGAGCUGCCCUGGCACCUCAGUUCCUGGCUGGGAAAGGCAAGUCCGACCAGUGGCGGCAGGGCCAGGGCUCCUGGAAUCUGGAUCUGCAUGCCGAGUUGGAGGCACUCCACCCCCAUGUCACCCGGAGAAAAACUGGACCCACUUCCUGACCCCUUCAUCCUGCAGCCGCCAGUCUUCCACCCGGUGAGCAGGCACUCUGGUCUGGAAUCUCCAGGUCUCAGGCCCCCCACCCCCCGACUCCAGCUGGACCCAGGCUCCCAGGUGGUGGGUGGAGAGGCCUUCGGUCUUGGGCCCUGUUCCCCCAGCACCUGCUCAUGAACUCUGGAAGGCCCUCCUGAGCUUAGCAAAGUGGCUGACCAGCUAAUUCCCACUUGGAUGAGAAUGAUGGGGUUCACAGGGUCCUUACAUUUUAAAAGUAAUAGAACCUGAAGUCAGUGCUGUGCUCCUACUGUGUGAUGGGGGGCUAGGCUAGGAGGACCUGGGGCUGCUGAGUAGUAUUGUUGUGGGGGCACUGAGUACCUAGGGUAGACUCAUCCCCAGCCUGGAAGAGAGUCAGAUUGUACCUCCAACUCGGGAAUGGGUGUCCCCCUCACGUCCUCCUCCUGCUCAGUGCUCACAUGGAUUUUCUGAAGUCUGGCCUUGCUUUACAGGAGGCUGAAUGCUCAGGACACUCUGCCCUCCCAUUAAUGAAUGCUAACUAUCACUUUCUCUUGACUUGGCCCCCUCCCCCUGGGAGAGGUGCAUCAGCUCAGUAAUUAUUACAGGCCAGGCCUGGAGCCUGGGAAGUGGGAGGGGCUGAGGUGCUCAGUCUGGCUAAGCUGUGGGCCCUCUGACAGCCGGGAGCUCCAGUACCUCCCCGGGGGCCUGAGUAAUGGGGUGAAGCAGCUCCCCAGGUUACAACCCCUCCUUGCUUUGCAGGCUGCCGAGCUCCCACCUGGAGGGCAGCACUGUUGGGGCUCAGCAUCUUCUAGAUGGUUCGGAGAAUAUGUGAAAGCCAGUCUUGUGUUAUGCCGACGUGUACCUGGGACAUGUUCACAUUCGUUCUGCAAACACCUAUUCAGAGCCCACGCUGUGCCAGGCCAGGCGCUGAGCCCAGAAGGGAAAGACAGGGCUUCAGCUCCGAGUGGCCUGAGCCUCCACGGAAGUAGCCAGCCCCGUGGUCUCCCUGUAAGCCCGCCAACGGCCAAGCUAGCCAUACGAGUGAAGUGUUCUGGGAACACAGGGGAGAGAAGGAAAAACUCAGUCACCAUAGUGGACAGUGCUUGGAGAAGGUGUCAGAGAACCCUGAAAGUCAACUUGGAUCUCACAGGGCCAAGGGAGAGCAGAGGAAGCGGCCCCGAAAGGCAGGGAGUUGUAAACGUGUGUGUUGUGUGUUAGGAAUUCUGCAUAGCUUCUAAGUGGGGAAAGGUGAGCCUGGGCAGGUAAGCCGGGCCAUUGUUGGGUCUCUCUCCAGGCAUCCUUGUCCAGCCUUUCUGCCCGCCCCCCAGUUCCUGGGCUCGAGCCAGUAAACAGUCCUCAGGAUCUCGAUACCAGGCUUCUGGAGGCCAGGGCAAAGUCUCACUGAGGACACUCCUGUGCUCAAGGAGCUGGGGAGAGGGGCAGGGCUGGUGCUGCAAGAGGGCGAUGGAGCUGAACUUGGCUUCUCCAGGGCAAUGUGGCUUUGACAUGUGAGGGUCCCGGAAAGGUGAGAAGGUGGAAGAGAACACUAAUUUUUCCCCCAUAAGGAUGUUUUCUGUUUGGGGCAGGAGAGUGGAAUUUUCUUGUCCUUCUCUCCCCACCCACCCACCUGACAUGGGGCUCCCUUGUAAGACCCAUUCUCCAGCUCCAUGUGGCUAGCUUUCUCCCCUUGUUCAGGUGCUUCCUUAUGUCACGACAAUUUUCGGUGGCCUGCGUGCAGGCAAGAUGGUCAUGCUACAGGGAGCGGUCCCUCUAGAGGCACGCAGGUGGACUUUCAGUGCGGCUGCAGCCUGCAUCCCCGGCCGGAUAUCGCCAUCCACUUCAACCCUCGCUUCCACACCACCAAGCCCCACGUCAUCUGCAACACCCUGCACUUGGAGCGCUGGCAAGCCGAGGCCCGGUGGCCCCACCUGCCCCUGCAGAGAGGAGCCUACUUCCUCAUCCUCUUUCUCUUUGGAAACGAGGAAAUGAAGGUGAGUGUGAACGGACAACACUUUCUUCAUUACUGCUACCGGCUCCCGCUGUCCCGUGUGGACACCCUGGCCAUAUUUGGCGACAUCCUGGUGGAGGCCGUGGGAUUCCUGAACAUCAACCCAUUUGCGGAGGGCAGCAGCGAGUAUCCAGCUGGAUACCCUUUCCUGCUGAAGAGCCCCAGCCUGGAGGUGCCCUGCUCGCGUGCCCUUCCCCGGGGUCUCUGGCCCGGACAGGUCAUCGUACUGCGGGGGCUGGUCUUGCCGGAGCCAAAGGACUUCACACUGAGCCUGCGGGACGAGGCUGCCCACGUGCCUGUGACGCUCAGGGCUUCCUUCGCAGACCGGACUCUGGCCUGGAUCUCGCCCUGGGGGGGCAAGAAGCUGAUCUCGGCCCCCUUCCUCUUCUACCCGCAGCGAUUCUUCGAGGUGCUGCUCCUGUGCCAGGAGGGCGGGCUGAAGCUGGCGCUCAACGGGCUGGGCCUGGGAGCCACCAGCCUGCGCCAGCAGGCCCUGGAGCGGCUGCGGGAGCUCCGGAUCAGUGGCAGCAUCCAGCUCUACUGUGUCCACUACUGAGAAGUGAGCCGGAGACCCCGCCAGGGAAGGGAAGGGCCCGCCCAUGGCCGGUGGCCCUCGGUGUGGCUCCACUCUCCUCCCUGCUUGAACCGCGUGCCGCCACCUGAGUCUGCAGGGGCUUCGGGCCCCACAGCAGAGGGAAGGCACCGGAGCGAGAAGGCUCCCCAAACUCCAUGGCUCCCUCCACCAGGAGCCUGGGACUUGGCUCCCUCCUCCGGCAGGGCCCAGACAGGGGGCAGGUAGAGCAGCCUAACAAGGACACUCGAAGGUCCAGUGGCUGAGGGGCGCCUGGGGGGCUCCUUUGGUUAAGCAUGCGACUCCUGAUUUCAGCUCAGGUCAAGAUCUCAAGGUCAUGAAAUGGAGCCCCGUGUCAGGCUCCGUGCUCAGCAGGGAGUCUGCUUGAGGUUCUCUCUCUUCCUCUCCCUCUGCCCCCACCCAAUGCUCUCUCUCAAAUAAAUAAAUAAAAUCUUUAAAAAAAAAAGAAUACAGUGGCUUAAAGAAUUGAGACAUGCAAAAAAAAAAAAGGGGGGGGUGCCUGGGUGGCUCAGUCGUUAAGCAUCUGCCUUCAGCUCAGGUCAUGAUCCCAGGGUCCUGGGAUCGAGCCCCACAUCGGGCUCCCUGCUCAGCGGGAAGCCUGCUUCUCCCUCUCCCACUCCCCCCGCUUGUGUUCCCUCUCUCGCUGUGUCUCUCUCUGUCAAAUAAAUAAAUAAAAUCUUAAAAAAAAAAAAAAAA